GGCUGAACAAUAAGUUAGAAUUCAGUUUAAUUACGACCAUGAAGUACUUAGGACUUGCUUUAAUUUCCGCAGUGUUCUUAAUUGGAACCUGCCAAGCUGAAAAUCCGUCAAAGAAGUGCGAGGAAAGAUUUAAGAAUGAUGCUUCGAAAAUGGCUUGCAUUCCCCAUUGCAAAUAUCAGUAUUACGGAUUUGUAGCUAUGGAUAAUAACAUCGCUAGACCAGAGAUUCGCAAAUUUUCUAAUGUUCUAAUCAAAUAUAAUGUUGUGGACAAAAGCCUGAAAGCAGAAAUUAGGAAAAUUAUGCACGAAUGUGCUAAAAAAGUUAAGAAACAAGCUAGAGAAGACUCUCAUUGGUUGAAUUGUCGUACAACUAUUAAUUAUUAUAGAUGUAUUUUGACCGACAAACGAAUCGGACCUCAAAGAUUUGACAGAGCCAUUGAAGACUAUGAUAAAACAAUCAAUAUAUAACCACAAAGCUUAUACAUGAAUAAAGCUUAAAAGCACUGAAUUUGCUUUCCCGAAACAA
Phlebotomus papatasi is the source of this 525-nucleotide messenger RNA. RefSeq lists its product as uncharacterized. The transcript has 2 exons. NCBI's taxonomy places the organism in Eukaryota, Metazoa, Arthropoda, Insecta, Diptera, Psychodidae. Gene Ontology annotation, molecular function: odorant binding. The record is from RefSeq and is a predicted model, not a curated record. Bases 39 to 467 code for a protein of 142 amino acids.